Acytostelium subglobosum LB1 is the source of this 1482-nucleotide messenger RNA. RefSeq lists its product as hypothetical. The transcript has 4 exons. Lineage: Eukaryota; Evosea; Eumycetozoa; Acytosteliales; Acytosteliaceae. The annotation marks the transcript as partial. The record is from RefSeq and is a predicted model, not a curated record.
AUGGAUAAUUUAGGAGGAGGUACAUUAUCAAGUACAAUAGUAUUUGAUGAUAAUGUUAAACAAUUUGAAAGAGUUAAUACAACUUUAUUUGAACAGUUUAGUAGGAUGCCGCUGCAGUUGUUGAUUGAGUGCUUGGUGGCUGCAGGAACAGUAGACAAUCAAAUGGCCAAUACAAUGAAUAUACAUGAAGCAGUAUCAAAUCUAUUGGAUCAUAUUAGAGAGAUGGGUAUUGAGUGCGUUGUUGGACGUCUGAGCGCAGACGUUGUCAACGAGACAUGCUCACUACUAUCAUUGCCCGCUGCCAACUCUGACUCGAACGACGAAGGCAUUGCACAACUCGAGCUGACAAUGAAGUCCGAUUCAUUGCCAACAUUCUUCAGAAGCCUCACUCCACACAUGCUCAAUCUCUUUUGUCAAUGCCUAGGCAUUCAGCCCUCGAAGCUCAUACCGGCUCAGAUCGAGGUACCUGCUGCACCAGCAACCACUGGUGACGCCAACAACAAGAAGAAGACAACCAACGAGUUUGACACGAUGGUCACCUCAACGCCAAGCAUCAGCGUUAUUGACAAUGCAACAGUCAUCACAACAUACAUGUCGAAGUCAACGACGCACAGGUAUACGGCAGGCAGUCGCAACACAACCACAUUGGCCAACGACAGUCUUGUUGAGGACAAGCACUUUCGUUCAGUCAUCCGUACACUAGUUGAAGAGGUCAUACUAUCUGGUCUCGAGAACAUCCUAUACAUUCAAUCACAAGACACUCUAGAGAGGUUGUACAAGGCAUUGAAUAUCAAUGAGACAAUGCCAACUAGACUUAAAGAUAUUCUCACAAAGAUUGUCACCAGGAUGUUCAGUCCAUUGUCAUCGCCUCCAGCACGUCGAGCAAAGAGGAUGGCGUCUGGACCACCAAGACCAAAUGUCUCUUCAAAGGCAGCAGCAGCUGCAACGACGGCGGACAUUCCAACGACACCUUUGCCCAGUGUGUCACGACCGACCUAUCCCCAGACACCCGGUGAGUUUUCUUCAAGUGAGAUUGACUCGUCGUCAUCGUCAGGAGUGAGCAUUGGUGGCACUCGCAGUGCCUCCAAGAAGAAGAAGGAUUCAACAACAAGGAGGAUCAGGAGUAGUGUUGGACUGCGAAGUGAUGUCACCAACACCGACGAUGAGGACAAAGAGAUUGACAGGCCAGCCGACAGAGAAACACAAGAGUUUAUACAUGAAGGUCUAACCAAAGAUGAGUUGGUAAACAAAUUUUUAGCCAAGGACAUGCGAAGUUGGUUACAAUCCAAGAACAUCAAGUACAAGUCAGGUGAUUUGAAACCAGAACUAGCUAGGAGGAUAGUCAAUUACUUCUCAGGUGAGAAGGCAUCAGAGACAGAAGAGAGUGGUACUGAGUCCAUACAAGACAAGAAAAGGAAGAAGACAGAGUCGAGCACACAAGUACAAAAGAAGACAAAGACCUCUUCCACUUCUACCCAUGAG